Messenger RNA from Pochonia chlamydosporia 170, 984 nucleotides. RefSeq names its product glutathione s-transferase gst3 protein. Lineage: Eukaryota; Fungi; Ascomycota; Sordariomycetes; Hypocreales; Clavicipitaceae. Gene Ontology annotation, cellular component: cytoplasm. The record is from RefSeq and is a predicted model, not a curated record. The coding region runs from base 1 to 984 and encodes 327 amino acids. The transcript has 6 exons. Gene Ontology annotation, molecular function: glutathione transferase activity.
AUGAAUGUCACUGAUUGGAGCAAGUUUGUCGACAAAUCCGGAAAGUUUGAACGCCCGCAAACGACUUUCCACGAAUGGAUUUCCAGUAAGCCAGGAUCUAGGUUUCCACCCGAGAAAGGUCGAUACCAUCUCUAUGUCAGCUAUGCUUGUCCUUGGGCACACAGGGUUCUAAUUGCUCGAAAGUUAUACCGCUUGGAAGACACAAUCUCAUAUACCGUGGUUCAUUGGCAUAUUCAAGAUGGUGGAUGGCGAUUCGCAAACCUCGAUGACGAGGGCGUCGACGAAGGACAUCGUCUUCCACAUCCGGAUCACCAAAGCUUCACUCAUCUCCGACAAGUCUAUUACGAGUCGGACCCUUCCUAUCAAGCUAGAUUCUCGGUUCCAGCACUCUAUGAUUCAGUCAACAAAGUGAUUGUCAACAAUGAAAGUAGCGAGAUACUUCGAAUGUUUGGCACAGAGUUUAACAAUGUUAUCGACGAUCCACAUCCCGAAAUAUCCCUGUAUCCCGAAGCCCUCCAAGGAGAAAUUGAUGAGGCAAACGAAUGGCAAUAUACCGAUCUUAAUAACGGCGUAUAUAAAUGCGGAGUUGCUAGUACGCAAAAGAUGUAUGAUCUCGCUGUCACCGAACUUUUCCAUGCCCUCGACCGUGUAGAGGCGCAUUUCAAAACUGUCGAUGGCCCAUUCUGGUUUGGUAAGAAUGUCUCAGAAGUAGACAUACGGCUGUUUGUCACAAUCAUUCGCUUUGAUCCUGUAUACGUCCAGCACUUCAAGUGCAAUAUUUGCGAUAUCCGAUCCGGUUACCCGUAUAUACAUAAAUGGCUACGAAACCUCUACUGGAAUGUCCCUGCAUUUAGAGAAACGACCGACUUCCUGCACAUCAAGUAUCACUACACCAGAAGUCAUGUCCCGGUUAAUCCUUCGGGUAUUACCGCAAUGGGACCGCUUCCUCAUAUCCUGCCGCUAGAUGAAGAGGUUUCCGUUUAA